Molecule: messenger RNA, 3347 nt
Organism: Neoarius graeffei (lesser salmon catfish)
Lineage: Eukaryota; Metazoa; Chordata; Actinopteri; Siluriformes; Ariidae
Gene: ogfr
Product: opioid growth factor receptor
Exons: 7
Coding region: 151-1599 (482 amino acids)
Cellular component (GO): membrane
Molecular function (GO): opioid growth factor receptor activity
Source: RefSeq, a predicted model, not a curated record
AUUAGCCGGUGAGCUAGCGACCUGGAGCAGCACAGCAGAGCUAACUUUCUAGAAUGGGGUUUUCCUUUAAUUAUAUUUUAGCUCUUUUGUAUUUACGGUGUUUCUAACAGUGUAAAGGCGGUGUGUGUGAGAGAGAGAGACAGAGAGAGGAUGGAGGACGACUUGGUGUGUGAGUAUGACUCCACCUGGGACACCGAGAGUGACGGAGACGAUUUGGGGACAGAGAAUGCUACACGGCGCGCGUGCCUGGACAAAAAUAAAAAAGCAAAGGCUGGCUUUUGGUCCAAUUCGUCCUCGAGAAACCUCCGUGCCGCAAAAGACAUGCAGAACUACAGACACGGCUAUCCAAACAUCAUCGAUGAAGACUGUACAGAAGACAGGAUGCCAAAUUUAAAGUUCUAUCUCAAUGAAAUAAAGUCGUCCCCUGAUGACGUGUCUAUCGAGACGUUUCAUAGCGAAUGGAAAUCGGAUUAUAAAAGACUUGAAAGAGUUCAUUCAUACAUUCAGUGGUUGUUUCCUCUGCGUGAGCCGGGAGUGAAUUACCUGGCUACAGAACUGACCAAGAAGGAAAUCCAGGCAUUUCGAGAGAGCGACGAGGCAAAAAGGCGUCUGGUUGAUUCCUACGAGCUCAUGCUGGGUUUUUAUGGCAUCCAGCUGACGGACAGAGAAACGGGCGAGGUGAGACGCGCCGAGAACUGGAGGGAACGCUUCACUAAUUUGGAGCGGAACAUGCACAACAACCUGCGGAUCACGCGCAUCCUGAAGAGCCUGGGCGAGCUCGGCUUCGAGCAUUACCAAGCCCCGCUCGUGCACUUCUUCCUGGAGGAGACGCUGGUCAAGAAGAACCUGAGCAGCGUCAAGCGCAGCGUGCUCGACUAUUUCUUGUUCGCCGUGCGCAACAAGCGCAAACGCCGCGAGCUGAUCAGCUACGCCUUCCAGCACUUCGAGCCCAAAGACAAAUUCGUGUGGUGCCCGAGAAGAAUCCAGAAACGCUUCAAGAAGAAAGCGGAGGCAAAGAGGCAGGACUCGCCGUGUAAAAACAAGAGGGAUGGAGAGAAACGAGACGAAGAUGAGUCGAUACGCUACGAAGGUUCGUCGGUUGACCCAGAACCGAGAGAUGAAGGUUCUUCAGUGGAUCCGUUACCUCUGAACAACGGCAACCACAUCAAUAACGGAGAGAUGGACCUCUCGGGGAGUGAAACGAGCACCGUUAAAAGCGAUGAAGAAGAAAAUCCGAGUAAGCCAGCUGAGAACAUGGCGUCUACUAAAUCGGAUCAGGACAUGACCCCGGUCAAGAACGAAGAACCACCCAAGAACAUUUCAUCAUCUCAGAAAGGAACAAGCCUGGGUAAGCAAGUCUCAGAAAGCCCCAAACACAGCUUAAAGUCCUCACCGCGGUCCGAACGGGCGGGAAAACUCGCCAGAACCAAGGAUAAUAUCAGUUUAGGGAUUUCUGAUCAUAUCAGAUCUUCAGGAGAAACAUUUCCACCAAGCUCGCAGGAGAAACUUGUUCAGUUGGACACAAAAAACGGAGACAAAGCAAACGGCAUGGACACGGGUGAGCUCAUGGACACCGAGCCCAGUGGUGGGGAUUCUUAAAACUUUGGAUGACUUAGUAUGUAGAUAGGGACAAUUUUGGAGGGGAAAAAACCCCACACACAAGAAUGAAUGUGAUGGACUCGUAUCAGAAUCUAAAAAUGUGAAAUCUAUUUCUUUGAAGACGGAUGAAUUUAAUCAUCUGUCGCAGUAAAAGCUGUAAAUGUCAUUCUCAGAAAAGCAAGACUACCUGUAUAUGGCGACUUUAUCUUCGCUUAACUGUUCCUAAGUAUUUUUUUUUUUGCUUGUUUUUGUUCUAAUUAAAUUAUUCCGGUUUGGGCACGCGAUUACAGCCGAAGGAACAUGCGUGUUAAUGAUCACCGUUUAUAAUUCGCACUUUUCUUUUUGGGAUCGUGAUGAAGGAAGUCAGAAUUGGAAUCGAAAUAUUGAUUCUGAUGUAUAACAAAUUUUAAAAAAAUGCACAUGGAAUGAACUUGACGAUGAUUUCAUAAUUGAUUCGGCCCAUUGAACUCUGAUUCAGGAUCAUCUUUUAUUAUUCUUACUACUGCAACAUCUUAAUCCUCAGACAAAGAUGUACAGUCCAACAUGGGACGAUAUUGGACAGGUUUUCGGACAAAGAUUUUAAUCAAUUUUCUCCUAACGUGAGGUGCAGAUCGACGGUAAAACACUUCAUGUAGAAGUCUCGGAGGUGGCGAAAGUCAGUUUGAAUCAAAUAUACACUUGGUAGCCACUUUAUUAUUGCUAUUGUUAUGCUAUACUAAUAGUGGUUGCUGUCAGGUGACUUGGAAGGCAACUGAAGUCCAGUGAACUCAUGGAACCAUCUCGAGAUGUGAUUUUGAUUUGGUAUUAUCACACAAAGACAUGUUCCACGAAAGCAUUCCCCACGCUAUUACGCCACCCCCACCAGCCUGAACUGUUGACCGAAUUGCUGCUAAUGCAAGAUUCUGAUCAGAUGGCCGUUUUCUUUUCGUCUCCUACCAUCCAGUUUUGGCGAGUCUGUGCGAGAUGGUUUCCUGUUCUUGGAGGCCAGGAAUGGAACCUGAUAUGGUCUUUUUUGCUGUUGCUGACUAUCCACCUUGAGGUUUGGCGUGCCAUGCUUUUUCUGCUCACCACGGUUGUAAAAGGUGGUUGUUUGAGAUACCGUAGCCUGGAACUUGUUUGGCCAUUCUCCUCUGACCUUUCGAAUCAAUAAGCCAUUUCCAAACAAAACCGCUCAUUGGACGUUUUUGGUUUUCGGACCACUCUGUAUAAACUGUAUGGGUUGUGUCCCAGAAGAUUUAGUAGUUUCUGAAAUUCUCAACCAAUGAAAUCAGAGAUUGAAUACUAACUGAACCACUUGACCUCCUGAUUUUAUGAGCACCGUACUGUAUAUGGACAUGCUCCUAAUAAAGUGGCUAGUGAGAGUAUACCGUGGUUAAAAAUGUUCAAGUUUACAAAGUUGAAUUCUAUUUUGAUAGUUUGCGUCCAAUAAAAGAGAAUCACAAAUAUUUCCUGAUUCACUUAAAGCCUUUUAUCUUCUCGUUUUAGAAAAUUUCAGGACUCACUGCUUGAAUUUUUACCAAAAAUGUUGAAAUGUACGGUACGUAAUCCUGACUGGCGGUGAAACAAGAUCAGGAAGAUUGAGCUUUGAUCUUUCUCAUCUCUUUAUGGACUGAAGAUAUGGAUGACGGAGUGUUCAAGGACUUUGGGAAACAUCCCACGAUUGUGAAUGCAGCCUGUUGACCUGUUUUUGAAUGUACUAUUUUUAGUUGAUUUGUUUUGUCUGUUUCAAAUUGGAGGAAAAUAAAAAA